This is a messenger RNA of Lycium barbarum (goji berry), 1724 nucleotides long. RefSeq names its product lysine histidine transporter-like 2. The transcript is spliced from 6 exons. Lineage: Eukaryota; Viridiplantae; Streptophyta; Magnoliopsida; Solanales; Solanaceae. The record is from RefSeq and is a predicted model, not a curated record. The coding region runs from base 169 to 1506 and encodes 445 amino acids. Gene Ontology annotation, cellular component: plasma membrane.
UCAAGUCUCUUGAGGAUUCAAUAUUCAUGUUCACACCUUUCUUCUUUUCUUCUUCUUUUUCCUACUCUUUUUCUCACAAGCUUUUCAUUCUCAUUUUCUGUUCCAACUAUCAACAAAGUAGGAGUAUAAAAUAACAUUAUUGCUAGUAAUUAACACAAUAUAUUUCUCAUGGCCACUGAAAAAAAAAUUACGGAUCAUAGUGAUAAGAGGACUAAGGAGGAGAUAGCCAUAGAUGAUUGGUUGCCCGUAACGUCGGACCGGAAUGCCAAGUGGUGGUACUCAACAAUGCACAAUGUUACGGCCAUGGUUGGUGCUGGUGUUCUUAGUCUCCCUUAUGCCAUGUCUGAACUGGGAUGGGGACCUGGUGUAACAGUAAUGUUACUCUCCUGGAUUAUAACCUUUUACACAAUCUGGCAAAUGGUGGAAAUGCAUGAAAUGAUACCAGGCAAGAGAUUUGACAGGUACCAUGAGUUAGGCCAAUAUGCAUUUGGUGAAAAACUUGGCCUAUGGAUUGUGGUACCCCAACAAAUUGUAGUAGAAGUCAGCACUUGCAUUAUCUACAUGGUCACUGGUGGCAAAUCUUUGAAAAAAUUUCAAGAAAUUCUUUUCCCACAUGUCAAACCAAUCAAGCUCACAUAUUUCAUUAUGAUCUUCUCUUCUAUCGAAUUUGUCCUAUCUCUCUUGCCAAAUUUCAACUCCAUCUCUUCUGUCUCCUUCGUCGCCGCGAUUUUGUCCAUGACUUACACUAUUGUUGCAUGGAGUAUGUCAAUAAGGGAACACAAAAUUGGUAAAGCAAUAGUUAGUUAUGGUCCAAGGAGUGACAAAAGUUCAGACAACGUGUUCAUGUUUUUGAGUGCUUUAGGGAAUGUAGCAUUUGCAUAUGCUGGACAUAAUGUGGUUCUUGAAAUUCAAGCUACACUUCCUUCUACACCAGAGAAACCUUCAAAGAAGGCAAUGUGGAUAGGUGUUUUGACAGCUUAUAUUAUAGUGGCAUUGUGUUAUUUGCCUGUGGCUUUCAUUGGAUAUUGGGCGUUUGGUAAUGGAGUGAAUGAUAAUAUUUUGCUCACACUACAUAGACCUACUUGGCUUAUUGCAGCUGCUAACAUGUUUGUGGUGGCUCAUGUCAUUGGGAGUUACCAGGUUUAUGCAAUGCCAGUAUUUGACAUGAUAGAGACAUACGCUGUGAAAUCAUUGAAAUAUAAACCUUCCACUCCUCUUCGUGUCUGUGUGCGUGCAGUUUUUGUUGCAUUUACAUUGUUUGUGGGCAUGACCUUUCCAUUCUUUGGUGGUUUGAUGGGAUUCCUUGGAGGCUUUGCUCUAGCACCAACCUCAUACUAUCUUCCAUGUAUCAUCUGGCUUAUUCUCAAAAAGCCCAAAAGAUUUGGCUUGUCAUGGUGUAUCAACUGGGUGUGCAUUAUAGUGGGUGUACUUUUGACUCUUAUAUCUCCCAUUGGUGGAUUAUGGUGCAUUAUCAAAGAAGCCAAGAGUUAUCACUUCUACCAAUGAUGCAGUCAAUCAGAUUUUCUGGAAUUUUGAGAUUUAGAAUUGGAAAAACAAGCAUUUGCAUUUUAUUUAUUUUAAUUUAGAUGCGUAUGUUCUAUCCUGCCUGUUUAUUGUAAGGCAGAUAUGUGUAGUUUUACUGUGAUUCCUUCAGUUUUAUUAGAGAUUUUAAGCAUGGAUGUUUGUUAAAGUUUGAAUUGUGAUUUUGUUAUUAUUGAAGUGUU